Messenger RNA from Aegilops tauschii subsp. strangulata, 6730 nucleotides. RefSeq lists its product as uncharacterized. Gene Ontology annotation, molecular function: metalloendopeptidase activity; monoacylglycerol lipase activity; short-chain carboxylesterase activity. The record is from RefSeq and is a predicted model, not a curated record. Gene Ontology annotation, cellular component: membrane. Gene Ontology annotation, biological process: CAAX-box protein processing; lipid metabolic process. NCBI's taxonomy places the organism in Eukaryota, Viridiplantae, Streptophyta, Magnoliopsida, Poales, Poaceae.
CCACCUUCCCCGCCACCGUACGCGUAGCUCUCGGCCGACGGGCGCGCGCCAAGCCGCGGUCAGGCCCCACGCACCAGCGACACGGACCCGUGGGCCCGCCCCGCCGGUAUAGCGACGAACUGCCGGAGCUUUUCGCUCGAAAGGCCCAGGAGCCCUUUGCUUCCCGUCGACGUCCCGUCCUCCCCUUUUUGCCAAUCCGGCUCCGCCUCUCCCCACCACCGCUUCCCUCCGCUCCCUCCAUCGCCGCCCCCCACUCCACCACCAGCUUCCCGAACGCUCUCCGCUGAUGCUUCUCCGCCCCGUCCCCUCCCCGCCGCCGCCCCGCUUCCCCGCCGCCGCGGCCCGCAGGAGCGCCGCCCCAGCCACCGCGCCCUUCUUCCUCGUGCUGCGGCGCCGGCAGCGGCGGCGCCGCCACCGCCCGCACGCCCGCCUCCGCGCCUCCCUCUCCGACCUCCUCGCGAGCCUCCCGGCCUCGCUCGCGCUCGUCGGCCCCGCGGCGGCGGCCGCCGCGGCCGCCGUCGUCUCCUCCAUCGCCUCCCCGUCCUCCUACCUCCGGAGCGGCCUCCCACCCCCCAGCUCCCCCGAUCACGAGGACGACGCCGCGGCCGCCGGCGAGUGGAUCCUCUUCACCAGCCCGACGCCCUUCAACCGCUGCGUGCUGCUGCGGUGCCCGUCCGUGUCCUUCGAGGACGGGGGCGUGCUGCUCGACGGCGUCAACGAGCGCCUGCUCACCCAGGACCGCCACUACGUCAACCUCAGCCGGGGCAGCAUCCCCGCCGCGCCCGCCGGGCAGGGCGCCGGCGAGGUGUCCUACCAGCGCCUCUGCAUCCCCCUGGAGGACGGCGGGGUGAUCGCGCUUGACUGGCCUGCUAAUCUGGAUCUGGACAAGGAGCAUGGGCUCGAUUCCACGGUGCUCCUCGUGCCCGGCACCCCCGAGGGGAGCAUGGACAGGGGCAUCGAGAUGUUCGUGCUGGAUGCGCUCAAGAAUGGCUACUUCCCCAUUGUCAUGAACCCCAGAGGCUGCGGCGGAUCACCGCUUACUACACCAAGGUUAUUUACAGCGGCUGACAGUGAUGACAUCUGCACAACGAUCCGCUUUAUAAACAGCAAAAGGCCAUGGACGACAAUAAUGGGUGUUGGGUGGGGUUAUGGAGCCAAUAUGCUGACAAAGUACCUUGUGGAAGCUGGAGAGUCUACUCCUCUUACGGCUGCUGUUUGUAUCGACAAUCCUUUUGACCUACAGGAAGCAACAAGAACAUUUCCUCAUAAUAUCGCUCUUGAUCAAAAGCUCACAGCUGGCUUGGUUGAUAUUCUGCGUGCGAAUAAGGAACUCUUUCAAGGAAAAGAUAAAGACUUUGAUGUCCAAAAGGCUUUAUCGGCGAACUGUUUGCGUGACUUUGAUGGAGCAAUAUCCAUGGUUUCACAUGGGUUUGCUAAUGUUGAUGACUUCUAUUCGGAAAAUAGCGUGAGGCCUUUAGUUGCUGGUGUGAAAAUACCUGUACUCUUUAUACAGAGUGAUGAUGGGACUGUGCCACUUUUGUCAGUACCGCGCAGUUCAAUAUCAGAAAAUCCUUUUACCAGCCUUCUCCUUUGUUCUUGUGUACACUCAACUGGAUUCACCUUUGAGAGAUACACUGAAUUAUGGUGCCAGAAUCUUACCCUAGAGUGGUUGUCAGCAGUGGAGUUUGCUCUUCUUAAGGGUCGUCAUCCGCUUAUCAAAGAUGUGGAUAUCACUGUUAACCCAUCCAAAGGUCUAGCAUUCACCGUACCUCAACCGAAUGAUAAGAAGGUCCCCAAAGAUGACAAUUUUCAUGAGCAAGCUCAGUUUUUUCUCUCUAAUAAUUUUCCCCAUGGAAUAAAUGGGCUGCUCAAUGAUUCUGCAAAUGAAUAUUCUGGUGCUCAAAACAGCGAAAAUGGGCUGCUCACUGAUUCUGCAAAUGGAUGUUCUGGUGCUCAAAACAGCAAAAAUGGGUUGCCCACUGAUUCUGCAAAUGGAUAUUCUGGUGCUCAAAACAGUGAAAAUGGGCUGCUCACUGAUUCUGCAAAUGGAUAUUCUGGUGCUCAAAACAGCAAAAACAGGCUGUUAGAAGAUAAUGGUGACGUAGGCAGGAUACGCAAAGAGGCUGAUGAAGAGGAGCUAGAAGACAUUCCUGAAGAUGUUGAAAAAGGUCAUGUACUACAAUCAGCAGGUCUUGUGAUGAAUAUGCUGGAUGCUACAAUGCCCGGCACUCUGGAUGAUGAUCAAAAGAACAAGGUUAUGGUGGCAGUAGAACAAGGCGAAUCCCUUGUGAAAGCUCUAGAAGAAGCUGUACCUGAAGAUGUGCGUGAAAAGCUUACGUCGUCUGUGACUGAAAUUUUACAAUCUAAACGACACAAUUUCAAUUUGGAUGCAUUGAAGCGCGGCUGGACUAAUGCAAGAUCAACCACCAAGAGAGUGGUCCAAGAAAAGGUCAAAGAGUCAGAUCAUGAGAGUGGAGCUAAGGAUGCCAAAAUUAUUGACCAGAACAGGAGUAUUACAUCCAUUGGUGAGGGAGACCAAAAAGAUACUAAUCUGACCUCAAACAACAACAAUCCUGCUGAAGGUAUUGAUUUAUCACAAGCAAAGCCUUACCAAGCUUCUGGACCUGUAGGAACUGGAAUUGAAACGGGAAGUGAACAGACUCAACUCGAUAAAUCUGAGAAAGAUAACUCUGGAGUGAAUGAAAGCAGUGAAGAGAAGCAAGAGGCCGAUCAGGGCAGUGUAACAGAUCCAAAGCAUCUUUCCGAUGAUCCAUCAACAGCCAACUCAAACGGAACUCCCAGGGAGCGAGUGCAGUCGGCAGAUUCUACAGCAGAGCAGAAUCCAGAGUCCAAUAUGGUAGACAAGGAAGUUGAUGUAGUUCAUGCCAAUGAAGAUAAGGUUGCACUUAAUGUUGUUGAUCAGAGCACGCAAAUCUCUAAAACAGAAGAAUCUAAACAUCCGUCAGUUAAUAAUGUGAGACAGGCAUUAGAUGCCUUAACUGAUUUUGAUGACUCGACUCAAAUGGCUGUCAAUAGUGUGUUCGGAGUUAUUGAAAAUAUGAUUGACCAGUUUCAAAAGCACAAGGACUCUGAGGACAGGGAAAAAUCUGAUGGAGCCACCGAUAAACCUCCGGUGGAUGAGACACAGUCUGAUGUGAUGGUGGAUGUGGACAAUGAGUUAAGUAGAAAGGACAAAAAUCCAUCAUCAUCUGGUGAAUCACAACAUAAUACUUCUGUUAAAGCUCGUCCAAUCAUGUCUGAAGAUCAUAAUUUUAGUGAGAAAAAAUCUGAUUUGAACACUGUUCCACCUUUGAAAGGAAAAAUCAGAAGUUCUCAAAGAAAUAUACCUGGAAAUAAUGUUGAUGGUGAUGUUGCAAAGAUGGUGAGUGGCUCACCUGAUUACUUGUUGGAUGUAGCUGCCAGUUCUUAUCUGAAGGUGCAGUAUGCUUUGUACCUUCAUGAAUAUCUUACAAGACAACUGCAACUUCAGUCACCAGAUUUGAACUCGGCAACUGAUCUUUUCCUUGAUCCGCAAGAGGGUAAAUGGAAACUAGCAGAUCAAAUGGACAAUGUGCAAGGUGACAUUUCUAUAUCUGGAAAAUAUAGCUUCGUCAAUGAAGAGAUCAAGCAUGCAGAUUCCUCCCAAGCUCCACCUAGGACAGGCGAUGUUAUUUUGCCACCAUACUCAGCUCUGCGAAAUUUUGCAGACUCUGAAACCAAAAGGAAGGUAAUUGAGAAGUUGCCUGGUAAUGCUUUGAGACAGACACUCACAUACUUUAUUACUGAUGAGUUAACAAAUACUCUCAAAACUGAAGUUGGUCGCAGACUGGGGAUAACAAAAGCUGACAAACUUCAAAGAAGUCUUGCACAUGAUGUAGAACGACUCGCUACUCAAGUUUCUAGAACUAUUGUCCAUGACUCUGAGUUAUACAGAGCAACAUCUGUGCAGAGGAAUCCAACGACUGUGAAAUUUGGUGUGGUCCAUGGCGAAAAUGUUGUUGAAGCUGUAUCAACUGCAGUUCUGCGAUCUCAUGAUCUGAGAAAGGUUCUUCCAGUGGGUGUGAUAGUUGGUGUAACUCUAGCGUCCUUGAGAAACUACUUCCACGUUGGUGUUUCUAAGCAUGACAACCUUACAAAAGCUGCAGUCAAGUCAGGAAUUUUGGAUGAGGAUCUUAUUGUUCAGGAUGCCGGCGAAGGAAAUAUAGAUAAUCUUUCCACACAGAAAGAAGCAAAUGCUGAUCUUUGCACACAAAAAGAAACAAAUACAGAUCAUUAUAUCGAAAAACCCGGUGAGCACAAGCAACAGGAGAUAACAAAGUCAGAUGGUAAAGGCAUGAUGGUUGGGGCUGUAACGGCUGCCCUAGGUGCUUCUGCAUUCGUAGCACAUCAUCAACAAAAGAAUGCUGAAGAGCAUGAUAGCAUGGAUAGCACUCAGCAUAAUCUUGACGACACUGAACUGGAAAAGAGCCAGAACAACUUAGUGAGAAGCUUUGCUGAGAAAGCCAUGUCUGUUGCAGCUCCAGUGGUACCCAAGAAGGGUGGUGGUGAACUUGAUCACGAUAGGCUCGUUGCUGUUCUAGCUGAACUAGGGCAAAGAGGUGGAAUUUUGAAAUUUGUGGGGAAACUUGCUCUGCUCUGGGGAGGUAUUCGUGGUGCUUUGAGCUUGACUGACAGGCUCAUCUUGUUCUUACGUAUCAGCGAACGUAACUUAUUUCAGAGGAUCAUGGGAUUUUCCUUCAUGGUACUUGUUCUAUGGUCUCCUGUUGUGAUUCCUUUACUGCCAACUCUUGUUCAAAGCUGGACAAUAAGCGCUUCAACAGGAAUUGUUGGGGAUGCUUGCAUUAUUGGUCUGUAUGUCUCUAUAAUGAUACUUGUAAUGCUAUGGGGGAAAAGAAUACGUGGCUAUGAGAAUCCAGUUGAGCAAUAUGGGAUGAAUCUUGCAUCUUCAUCAAGGCUGCAAGAAUUUUUCCAAGGUCUUGUCGGAGGCGUGUCUGUCGUUUGGCUGGUGCAUUCGAUAAGCAUUUUACUUGGCUUUGCAACUUUUCGAGAAGGGACGCCUUCAUUCUUACCAUUUGAUCUUCUCAAAUCUUCAAGAAAUGUAUUGUUGCCAGCUCUUAGAGGGUUUAUCACAGCAACUAGCAUUUCUGUGGUGGAAGAAGUGGUUUUCAGAUCAUGGCUUCCAGAAGAAGUUGCAGUUGAUCUUGGUUACUACAAUGCUAUUCUGAUGUCUGGAGUUGCUUUUUCUCUGAUUCACCGGUCUCUACCUUCAGUACCAGGCUUUGUGCUACUUUCCCUGGUGCUUUUUGGGCUUAAGCAAAGAACGCAAGGGAAUCUCGCUGCACCGAUUGGCCUGCGAUCUGGAAUUAUGACUGCUAGUUAUCUCACACAAACCAGUCGCAUUAUUGCAUUCAAACCUGAAACUCCAUUCUGGAUGAUUAGUACCUAUCAUCUUCAUCCGUUUGAUGGUGCGAUUGGCUUAAGUAUUUGUGCAUUACUUGCGAUCCUUUUCUUCCCUCAGAGGCCUGUUCAGAAGGAUACAUCUGUGUCAUGAGAAUUGGGAGGACCCGCAAAAGUACUCUCUGAGGCCAGUUUCAACAAAGGUAUCACGUCUGCACAAAACGUGAGCACUGAAGGGUUGCUCCACUGUGUACUAUGUUAGCUCACAUUGCUGACGCACUGUAACUUGCUUGAAAAAGAGCACCCAGCUAGCCACUUGAUUACACCGAGGGGUGCUGCCGAUGGAUUGGAGCUGUGGGGGUUCAUACCCUUGGCAAAUUUGUAUACUACUCUUUUCUGUACUCUUGACAGAUGAACUCUGUUAUCGUCGUGGUAACAACAUAAACGUCAAGCAGGAAUGAUUUGUUUGGUUCAUCAUUAUAAGGUGGGGCAGUAUCGUAUAAACUACCAAGGAAGCUGGAUAUAUCUUGGAGAGAAACUAGCAGAUAUCAUAAUGUGAAGUCAAUACUUGUGCCAUUUGGUGGAGUAUGUGUGCUGACUGUCUUGACUUGUUUUAGAAAUACUUCAUGCUGACUAAUUGGUGUAUAGAGGGAGUAAUACUUUGCCUCAACUUCUCAUGUGCACGUCACACAAGUCGAUUCCUCGGGGCUUGGAGCAAGAACCUUUUGUCGAACAUGAAAGCUUCGACUUCACAUGGCUUUGGAGGCCAUUCUUCAUUUUGACCCGGCAACGAGAUACUUCCUACUAUCACAGGAAGAGAGACAUUCGGACCUGUUGUUCGGAGGGUUAUUGUGCUUGAAGUGAUGCAGAGAUCAAGGAAGAAGCAGUGUCCUUGGUAAAAGCAAUCUCAAAUUGACUAAAAAAUAACCUUCAUGAGGGAGAUGUUAGCACAAGAUUUUAUUGCAUCCACACAAAUGCAAGGCAGAAGAACUUCAUCCAUGGAUUGAGGCGUAAUAAUGGUUGGUGACAUCGCACAAGUGCUUGUAUUAAUAACCUUCACCUAGGGAGAUUUUCCCACAUCCACACAAAUGCAAGAAGGCGGAAGUACUUCAUCCACGGAUUGCCGAUUGUGGCAUGACAACGAUCGAUGACAUUGAACGAGGAAAACGGAACUAUGAAUGAAACCAUGGGAAGGGUUGCCUCUCACUAGACUGGUUUCAAUUGGGAGGUUCUAAACAUCAUGGGUAUCCUUGAUGGCAUUGACAAACCGUUUACCGAAUUCUUACGGCAUAAGCAAUUACCCUAUCAUAAGGCAUUGAGUCACACGGCUUCA